CACCAAAAGUGUCGGUAUAUGAAUUCUUUAUGUUGCUCCACGGUGUACGUGCCUUAGCGGAAGUAAAAAAAUCCAUGUUUAGAAGGUGACAAUAAUUUCCUAUACUGUGAUCGACAUUGUUCGGUCGUUUACAAAUUAUAACCAGGCAUAAACAGUGCCGUGUAACAUUUUUUCGUGACAAAUUGUGAACAAAAUCAUAUCGAAUGACAGAGAACGGAGAUGAACUUAACCUCAAUGAGGAACGUGCUACUCCACCGCGAAAGAUUCGUCACCGGUCUCAUUCAACAUCUACUAAGUGAAUCACGAAGUGUUUCUUCCGUCGUUCUUCUUUUUACCCCUGUUCUCGCUGGGUUCACAUUCGCUGCAAUAGCACACCGAUACUUUCACAUUGGAUACAUUUUCACGGAUCGGCUACAACAAGAGUGGUGGGUGGUUCACGUUUAUCGAGCAAUUCAUUCGCUAUUUGGUAGAAGAAUCGAGGGUAACGAUAACAGAAGAGAGGAAGGCGACGAGAGGAGGUCGACAGAGAACGUGAACAAAUCCUUCGACAUCAGUGACACUAUGGCGGAAAAUCCGGUGAGCUUCGUCGUUGGGGGACCAGACAACGAUCCCGCCGAAGAGUCGGAAGUGGAGGAUACCUUUCCAUCCGAAACAAACGAUUUCGAGACGCAGAAUGCCAUGGCAGGCUUGAUCGAGCGCCGCAAGCGGCUCAGGCCCAGCAUGUCGCAGGGUACGGUGAUGAUCCAGACGCAAAGCCGACUACAUGAAAAGGACUUUACUAUUGCCACACCUGAGGAAUUUGUUCAUCGUUUCGGCGGUACAAGAGUCAUUAACAAAGUUCUAAUUGCCAACAAUGGAAUAGCAGCAGUGAAAUGUAUGCGUUCGAUCCGUCGAUGGUCCUACGAAAUGUUCAAGAACGAACGUGCUGUGCGUUUUGUUGUAAUGGUAACUCCGGAAGAUUUGAAAGCGAACGCAGAAUACAUCAAAAUGGCAGACCAAUACGUACCUGUACCAGGUGGAACCAAUAAUAACAAUUAUGCAAACGUCGAGCUGAUCGUAGACAUCGCUAUACGUACACAAGUCCAGGCUGUAUGGGCAGGAUGGGGUCAUGCAUCAGAAAAUCCAAAGUUGCCAGAAUUACUUCAUAAAAAUAACAUGUGUUUCAUUGGACCAUCCGAAAGAGCAAUGUGGGCUCUUGGAGAUAAAAUUGCAUCUAGUAUUGUAGCACAAACUGCAGAUGUGCCGACACUUCCCUGGUCAGGUUCAGAAUUGACAGCGCAAUAUAGUGGAAAAAAGAUAAAAAUAUCUUCAGAACUUUUCAAAAAAGGAUGCGUUUCGACGGUAGAAGAAUGCUUGGCAGCAGCCAAUAAAAUAGGCUUUCCUAUAAUGGUAAAAGCUAGCGAAGGAGGUGGUGGCAAAGGUAUCAGGAAAGUUGAAAACGCUGAAGAAUUACCUACGUUAUUUAGGCAGGUACAAACUGAGAUACCUGGAUCUCCAAUAUUCAUUAUGAAGUUAGCAAAAUGUGCACGUCACUUAGAGGUUCAAUUACUAGCUGAUAAUUAUGGAAAUGCAAUAUCGUUGUUCGGUCGUGACUGUUCUAUUCAGAGAAGACAUCAAAAAAUUAUCGAAGAAGCACCAGCCGUAAUUGCUAAACCUGAAGUCUUUGAAGAAAUGGAAAAAGCUGCUGUAAGAUUAGCCAAAAUGGUUGGAUAUGUCAGUGCAGGUACUGUUGAAUAUCUUUACGACACUUCUGGACGAUAUUACUUUUUGGAAUUGAAUCCACGUCUUCAAGUAGAACAUCCAUGUACCGAAAUGGUAUCUGAUGUUAAUUUACCUGCGGCUCAACUUCAGAUUGCUAUGGGAUUGCCCUUACAUCAUAUUAAAGACAUUCGUCUUCUUUAUGGUGAAAGUCCAUGGGGAGAUAGCGUGAUUGAUUUCGAUCAACCACGACAUAAACCUCAACCAUGGGGUCAUGUGAUAGCAGCAAGAAUUACUAGUGAAAAUCCUGAUGAAGGUUUUAAACCAAGUUCGGGUACUGUUCAAGAAUUGAAUUUUCGAUCUUCAAAAAAUGUUUGGGGUUAUUUCUCAGUAGGAGCUUCUGGAGGUCUUCACGAAUUCGCAGAUUCUCAAUUUGGUCAUUGUUUUUCUUGGGGAGAGGAUCGUAAUCAAGCUCGAGAAAAUUUAGUCAUAGCUUUAAAAGAAUUAAGUAUUAGGGGUGAUUUCAGAACCACUGUCGAAUAUUUGAUCACAUUAUUAGAAACUGAAUCUUUUCAACAAAACAAUAUAGAUACUGCUUGGCUUGAUUUGUUAAUUGCCGAACGCGUUAGAAGUGAUAAACCGGAUGUAUUAUUAGCUGUAACAUGUGGUGCGCUUCAUAUCGCUGAUAGGACAAUCACGGCCGCUUUCACUGGAUUCCAAACAGCAUUGGAAAAAGGACAAAUACAAGCUAGUAAUGAUUUAGAUAAUAUUAUCGAUGUUGAACUUAUUAAUGAUGGAUAUAAAUAUAAAGUACAGACUGCUAAGUCAGGUCCUAAUAGUUAUUUUCUUGUUAUGAACGGUUCCUACAAAGAAGUAGAAGUACACCGACUAUCAGAUGGAGGAUUGCUACUCUCUUUAGAUGGUGCAAGUUUUACUACUUAUAUGAGGGAAGAAGUUGAUCGUUAUAGAAUUAUCAUUGGAAAUCAAACUUGCAUCUUUGAAAAAGAUAACGAUCCUUCUUUAUUAAGAUCACCAUCAGCCGGAAAGUUGAUCAGUUAUUUGGUGGAAGAUGGUGGACAUGUGAAUGCUGGACAAGCCUAUGCAGAAAUUGAAGUUAUGAAAAUGGUAAUGACAAUAACAGCGAGCGAAGCUGGUCGUGUCUUCUAUGUUAAAAGACCGGGUGCUAUUCUUGAAGCUGGUACUUUGAUUGCUCAAUUAGAGUUGGACGAUCCGUCUUUGGUAACGAAAGCCCAAGAUUAUACUGGUCAAUUCCCAGAAACUGCAGCACCAGCAAUACCAGAAAAAUUAAAUCAUUUACAUGCUAAAUAUAGAAUCGCUUUAGAAAACACUUUAGCAGGAUAUUGUUUGCCAGAUCCAUAUCAUUUACCUCGAGUACGAGAACUUCUUGAGAAAUUUAUGAAUUCACUUCGUGAUCCUAGUUUGCCUCUACUUGAACUACAAGAAGUAAUCGCAACAAUAUCAGGAAGAAUUCCAAUUUCUGUCGAGAAGAAAAUCAGAAAAUUAAUGUCGUUAUAUGAAAGAAAUAUAACUUCUGUUUUAGCUCAAUUUCCUAGUCAACAGAUUGCUGCUGUAAUUGAUGGACAUGCAGCAACUCUUUCAAAGCGAUCUGAACGUGACGUAUUCUUUUUAACUACUCAAGCUAUAGUACAAUUAGUACAAAGAUAUAGAAAUGGAAUACGUGGAAGAAUGAAAACUGCUGUUCAUGAACUUCUUCGACAAUAUUAUACAGUUGAAAGCCAGUUCCAACAAGGGCAUUACGAUAAAUGUGUUUCAGCUUUAAUAGAACAGUACAAAGAUGAUGUAGCAACAGUAACAGCUAUGAUUUUUAGUCACAAUCAAGUCACAAAGAAGAAUGUUUUAGUAACUAUGCUCAUUGAUCAUCUUUGGGCAAAUGAACCUGGCCUCACGGAUGAAUUGUCGAGUACAUUGACAGAACUAACUAGUUUGAAUCGUACAGAACAUAGUCGUGUGGCAUUACGUGCAAGACAAAUUCUAAUUGCUGCUCACCAACCUGCAUAUGAGUUAAGACAUAACCAAAUGGAAUCUAUAUUUUUGUCAGCAGUAGAUAUGUACGGCCAUGAUUUCCACCCAGAAAAUUUACAAAAAUUGAUCCUUUCUGAAACAUCUAUUUUCGAUAUUUUACACGAUUUCUUUUACCAUUCCAAUCGUGCAGUUUGUAAUGCUGCUUUAGAAGUUUAUGUCCGCAGAGCUUAUAUCAGUUAUGAGUUAACGUGUUUACAACAUUUAGAACUAUCAGGUGAAGUACCACUUGUACAUUUCCAAUUCUUGUUACCUAACAAUCAUCCCAAUAUACAGAAUCAAUCUUCAGUUAAUCAUAGAAUUGGAGCUAUGGCAGCUUUCCAAGAUAUGGAUCAAUUCGUUCGAUAUUCUGAUGAAGUUUUCGAUCUCUUAGAAGACUUAUCUUCGGUUACCACAGUUUCAGCCAAAGUUUUAGAAGCAGUAGAUGCAGCUGGAAGCGAAUCAAGACAUAGUACAUCCAUAAAUGUAUCUCUAAGUACUGCAGAAACUGCUGGUCCAGUGGAAGUUGGUGAACGACCAACAGAACCGGUACAUAUUUUAAGUAUUGCCGUCCAAGAAAAGGAAAAUCACGAUGAUGUUAUAAUGGCAAAAAUUUUUGGAGAUUGGUGUGCUGCAAACAAAGAAGAAUUAAUCUUACGAGGUAUAAAGAGAAUCACGUUCGCUGCUUUAAAGAAAAGACAGUUUCCUAAAUUUUUUACAUUUCGUCAAAGAGAUGGUUUUGUUGAAGAUAAAAUUUAUCGACAUCUUGAACCUGGUUGCGCUUUUCAAUUAGAAUUAAAUAGAAUGAGAACUUAUGAUCUUGAAGCUUUACCAACUUCGAAUCAAAAAAUGCAUCUUUAUCUUGGUCAAGCGAAAGUUGCUAAAGGACAACAAGUUACAGAUUAUCGUUUCUUUAUUCGUUCUAUUAUAAGACAUUCUGAUCUUAUCACAAAAGAAGCUAGUUUUGAUUAUCUCCAUAACGAAGGUGAACGUGUCUUAUUAGAAGCUAUGGAUGAAUUGGAAGUUGCGUUUUCACAUCCUCUUGCAAAACGUACGGAAUGCAAUCAUAUUUUUCUGAACUUUGUACCUACAGUUAUUAUGGAUCCAGCAAGAAUAGAAGAAAGUGUAACAAGUAUGGUAUUGAGAUAUGGUCCAAGAUUAUGGAAAUUACGAGUCCGUCAUGCUGAGAUUAAAAUGACGAUUCGUCCAGCACCAGGAAAACCAACAUCUAUUAUACGUUUAUGUAUUGCUAAUGAUAGCGGAUAUAGCAUAGAUUUACACCUUUACACAGAAAUAACUGAUCCAAAGACUGGUAUCAUUCGUUUUGAAUCUUAUCCUUCUGCAAAGGCAAAUGGUACUUGGAGACCUGGACCUAUGCAUGGUUUACCGAUUUCUACGCCAUAUCUAACCAAAGAUUAUCUUCAAGCAAAACGGUUUCAAGCACAAAGUGCUGGUACAACAUAUGUAUAUGAUUUACCAGACAUGUUUAGACAACAAACCGAGAAACUAUGGCAUAAAUACAUAGAAGAAAGAGAACAAUCUGAUAUAACGAUUCCGAAUACUGUAAUGGAUUGCGUGGAAUUAGUAUUAGAGGGUGAAAAUUUAGUGGAACAAAAACGUCUUCCUGGUGAAAAUAAUAUCGGUAUGGUCGCUUGGAGAUUAAGACUUUAUACACCAGAAUAUCCUAUAACUGGUAGAGACAUUAUAUUAAUUGCGAACGAUUUAACACAUUUAAUUGGUUCUUUUGGCCCAAAGGAAGAUUUAGUAUUUUUCAAAGCAUCUGAAAGAGCUAGACAACUUGGAAUCCCUCGAAUAUAUUUUUCCGCAAAUUCUGGAGCUCGUAUUGGUUUAGCAGAAGAAGUAAAAGGAUUAUUCAGAAUCGCUUGGGAAGAUGACGAUGAACCAGAAAAAGGAUUCAAAUAUAUAUAUCUAACUCCAGAUGAUUACGCACGCUUAGCACCAUUUAAUUCAGUAAAAACUUCGUUGAUUGAAGAUAAGGGAGAAUCUCGUUACAAAAUUACUGAUAUUAUCGGUAAAGAGGAUGGUCUUGGUGUAGAAAAUUUGAAAUAUGCUGGUAUGAUUGCUGGAGAAACAUCAAAAGCUUAUGAUGAAAUAGUUACAAUUUCCAUUGUUUCUUGUCGUGCUAUUGGUAUCGGUUCUUAUUUAUUACGUCUUGGGCAAAGAGUGAUUCAAAUAGAAAAUUCUCACAUCAUUUUAACCGGAUAUAAAGCAUUGAAUGUUGUAUUAGGUCGUGAAGUAUAUGCUAGUAACAAUCAAUUAGGUGGUAUACAAAUCAUGCAUAAUAAUGGAAUAUCACAUGCAACUGAUGUAAGAGAUAUAGAGGGUAUUGCCACUGCUUUAAGAUGGUUAAGUUAUUGUCCGAAAUAUAAAGGAGCGCCUCUUCCUAUAUUAUCAUCACUUCUUCCUGAUCCAAUUGAUAGAGAGAUUACUUAUGUUCCUACAAAGACAGCCUAUGAUCCAAGAUUAAUGCUUGAAGGUAGAAUACAAAAUGGAACAAAUUAUUGGGAGAGUGGAUUCUUUGAUCGUGGCUCUUGGCAGGAAAUAAUGAGACCUUGGGCUCAAACUGUGGUAACUGGACGAGCUAGAUUAGGAGGAAUUCCUUGUGGUGUUAUUGCAGUAGAAACAAGAACUGUUGAAUUGCAUUUACCUGCUGAUCCUGCUAAUCUCGAUUCAGAAGCUAAAACAAUCUCUCAAGCAGGACAAGUAUGGUUCCCUGAUAGUGCAUAUAAAACUGCUCAAGCUAUUCAAGAUUUUGGAAAAGAAGAACUUCCACUUUUUAUCUUCGCUAAUUGGAGAGGAUUCUCUGGUGGAAUGAAAGAUAUGUAUGAACAAAUUAUCAAAUUUGGUGCUUACAUUGUGGAUGGAUUAAGAAAAUAUACUAAACCAAUAUUUAUAUAUAUUCCACCAAAUGGUGAAUUAAGAGGUGGUGCUUGGGCAGUCGUUGAUCCAACAAUAAAUCCUCGUUACAUGGAAAUGUUUGCUGACAAUACAAGUCGAGCUGGAGUUUUAGAACCUAGUGGAAUAGUAGAAAUAAAAUUUAGAAAUAAAGAUUUAAUUAAAACUAUGCAUAGGAUUGAUACAAUAAUACAAAAACUUAAAGAAAACUUAUCCAAUGUAAAUUCACCUGAAGAACGAAAAGAAAUCGAAAGUCAAAUACGUAAGAGAGAACAAACUUUAGAACCUAUGUAUCAUCAAGUUGCAAUUCAUUUCGCGGAUCUUCACGAUACACCAGAAAGAAUGUACGAGAAAAAUGUCAUUCAUGAUAUUAUUCCAUGGCGAAAAGCGCGAAGAUUACUUUACUGGCGACUUAGAAGAAGACUUCUGGAAGAUGAAAUAAAAGAAGAAGUUCUUUCAACGCAACGAAAUUUAGAUGUUGAUUUUAGACAAGUAGGUGCGAUGUUGCGUAGAUGGUUCAUAGAGGAUAAAGGUGCCACGGAAUCAUAUUUAUGGGAUCAAGAUGAAGUAGCGACAAAUUGGUUGGAAAAUCAACGACAAGAUGAAAAUAGUGUUGUUUCGCGUAAUAUCACUUGUGUCAAACAAGAUGCAAUCGUUUCUCGAAUCAAAGAAGCUCUAGAAGCUUGUCCAGAAGUGAGAUUAAAUGCAAUUUUAGAAAUUGCGCACAGACUACAUCCAGCAGAACGCACGGAAUUGCAAAGAACUUUGUCACAAAUAGAAAUGACUGCACAGGAGCAUCAUAAUGAUUCAAGUGGUUCAUCCUAAUGUUUCUUUGAAUUAAAAAGAAACUCUUGUCUAUUUGCGUACCUGCUGUAUGUAGUAUGUAUUAGAAUUAAUUGUACAGACACUCGUUAUUCUUGUUAAUAGCAAAUUGUACGGGAGUAGUAUAAUUUUUGGAAAGUUAAUAAUUGUUUCUAUCGAUAGCGUUACGUGAUGAUAGAAAGUAAAAGAACUUGUGUCUUAUUAAAGUUCAAUAGUGAUGC
Apis dorsata (giant honeybee) is the source of this 7697-nucleotide messenger RNA. RefSeq names its product acetyl-CoA carboxylase (gene ACC). The record is from RefSeq and is a predicted model, not a curated record. Bases 220 to 7479 code for a protein of 2419 amino acids. The transcript is spliced from 13 exons. Gene Ontology annotation, biological process: fatty acid biosynthetic process. NCBI's taxonomy places the organism in Eukaryota, Metazoa, Arthropoda, Insecta, Hymenoptera, Apidae. Gene Ontology annotation, molecular function: acetyl-CoA carboxylase activity; metal ion binding; ATP binding.